Messenger RNA from Diabrotica virgifera virgifera (western corn rootworm), 2433 nucleotides. RefSeq names its product serine protease gd. The transcript has 8 exons. Gene Ontology annotation, biological process: proteolysis. Gene Ontology annotation, molecular function: serine-type endopeptidase activity. Bases 313 to 1893 code for a protein of 526 amino acids. The record is from RefSeq and is a predicted model, not a curated record. NCBI's taxonomy places the organism in Eukaryota, Metazoa, Arthropoda, Insecta, Coleoptera, Chrysomelidae.
CAGUUAGUCCGACAGUUCUUUCACAGUUUCAACAUCAACAACCUACUGCGUUUUAGUUCGCGGUUUUGAGCAUUUUUUAUUUUUAUUUAUAUUCGCGAAGCAAACUGUUUUGAGGUUAGAGGUUAGUGGUAUCUUGCUAAAUCAAGUUUGAACAAUAGUAAAUAUUUAAUCAGAUAAUUAAGGAAUACAAAUUAUUCUAAUGAGCAGUUUCGGAUAGUUUAAUGGUGAUUAGUAUAAAGAAACAUUUGAAGGUGUGAAGUUAUAGGUACACAUAUUAAACAAGAAUAAUAUACAUAAAAGAGAUAAUUCAAGAUGAAGCACAAAUAUGGGCUUGUUGUUCUACUGAUUUGUCUGCCAGUGAUACUGAGUAUAAGAGUUCCUCCCAAUCCAUGCCCUAAUAUGUUUCAGUACUACAAAGAUCCACAAGGAAGAAUAUACGGAGAAGCGCAAAUACCAUACGAUAACGCCGAGUUGUUAGUAUUUAGUGUAAAUGCAUCUUUCUUGGGAAGUUUUACCCAACCGAAACUAAGACUGGAAAGAUUAACUGAACUAAAUGAACUAAACGAUGGUACGUCGCACGUUAUAUACAACAUAUUUUUUCCAUUUACCAACGUUAUACCUAAAAUAACUGGACUCACAUAUAACGAUAGAAUAUACUGUAGUGGUCCUGCUGAACCAGUAAUACCAGGAGAACCCGGAAUAACUAACGUUUGGUCGCAAAUCAGCUUCCAGUUUUCUCGAAGAGAAAAGGGCUUCUACAAAAAGGAAACUAAGCCAGAUUCUUCAGAUGACGAUAUUCCUGUCAAAAGGCCAAAUGAAAAAGCAACUCCACCUCGACCAAAGCCGACUCCAUCCAUCUACAUUCCAACACAGCCUGAGAUUCCAGUACGGCAGCCUGACUCAUGGGUGACACCUACUCUGGACCAACGACCUCCCGGUCCUAACCCUACUGAUGCUGAUCCGGGUCUAAUUGAUCAGAAACUUAUCGACAACCUCUUUACCACAUUACCAUUUACCAGUCCAUCCCCACCGGCAACAUUUACAUCUCCAUCUUUCAAUAGCGAUUUCAAAUGCGGAGUGGCAAGUAACGAACAAAAGAAAAACGAAUUAGUACCCUUUAUAUUAGGAGCUACUGACACUGAAAUUGGACAAUACCCUUGGCUGGUCGCUUUCUUCUGGAAGAGGGGAUCCAAAUAUGACUACAAAUGCUCCGCCACUUUGAUUUCAGAUAAACAUGUUCUCACAGCUGCUCGUUGCGUUCAGUACUAUAAAGUUCAAGUGGUAAAAACCGAAGAAAUAUUCUUAGUAAUGGGUACCAACAACUUAGAUAACUGGAACAGUAAUGGAGCUGUAACGAGGAAAGCUAGGCGAGUGGAUGUACAUCCGUCCUUUAUGCAAAAUUCAAAGUCUGCUCAUGGGGACAUUGCUAUUAUUUCAGUUGAUCGUCCAGUACAAUUUUCCAAUGUCCUAAGUCCAGUAUGUCUAUGGAAAACAGACAACACAGAUCUCUAUCCUCUGGUCAAUAAAAUGGGAGUAAUAGCAGGUUUCGGCCAAGACGAGAACUCUCCCCAAGAAGGUUUGAAGCAUGUUUUGAGAGCAAAACGAGCGGACAUGCCCAUUGUAGCUCAAAGCGAAUGUUUGACAAGUCCCCUGGGAUUCCAAGACGUAACGUCAGAUAGAACGUUCUGCACAAAAAGCGGCGAAACACUGACAGGUCCCUGCACAGGAGACACUGGUGCAGGAUUCUUCAUAUCCAUGGACGGAGCAUACUAUCUAAGAGGUAUAGCAUCGGCUAUUCCAGACAAAGACGGAGUAUGUGAUUUGUCAAACAGAUACUCAGUGUUUUGUGAUGUUGCCAAAUUCCUGGAUUGGAUAAGAGACCACUUGACGUAAACUGAGUGUAGUCUAGAUAAACUGUGAUCUAUAGAAUACUUUGGACAUUUAUUAUUUGCAGGCUGUAUGUUGAGUUUUUGCCUCUGUUUUUGUAAGAAAUGAGGCUACAAUAGAACGUGUCAUUUAUUUAGAAUUUCUUAUAGAAUAUUACUUCGUAAGUAAUGCAAUAUGUUGCAUUGUAUGACGAAAUGUAAUUUUUUGAUGAUAUGAUCAUAUAAGUAAAUAUUACCCAGCUUAAAUUCAACUAGGACUAUACUAGAAUAGCUAUAGAGCUAUUUUCAAAAAAAUAUUUUGAAAAACGAUUUUAUUAUACAUAUGGAAUAUAAGUUUUGACAAUCGAUAAAAUCAAUCAACAAAAUGUAUUUUAAAAUCUCUUAAAUCUUUGUCAAAAUUUGUGGUCCAAAUAGUAGAUAAUCAACCAAAACACCGAUGGCAUUACAAUGUUUUUCAGGCAGUACAUUUUUGUACAAUAAAUGUAUUUAUUUUUAGGUUAAGGUAAGAGUGCGUCGAUAUUAGAUUUAAUAAAUAUUUUAGAACGUA